AUGAAUGUAAAAAUUUUAAUAUUUUUCAUACUUUAUAAGGCAUAGAUUAUACUAGCUUAAGAAUCUGUAAAAAUAAAUAAAAUUUUAGACAAAUUGGGUUUCAUUGAUUUUAUAAGGAAAUCGAUAAGUAUUUUGGAAAGAAAAAGCGCAAUUAAAUCUAUUUGUUUGGAACAUGGAAACAGAUUUAAGUAAUAGUUAAUUAACAAAUACAUCAAUAUUAUGGAGUUGUAAAGAUUUGACCUUAAAUAUAACUUGUGCAAGAACUGAUGGAGGAGUAUUAUAAUUAGACAAAUUUAAUUAUACAGUUGUGAUUCCAGAAUCAACAUUACAUCCAAGAAGAUCAUAUGAAUUUAUAGCAUAAAUAACUGGAGAUCAUGUUGCUAAUAGAAGUGUUACAUUAUAUUUUUCAUAAGUAAUUAUAAUAUAUAAUUAGAACAUAAUUCCUUUUUUAAAUAUAUCAUUUCCAUACUCAAUAUUAUCUAGAUUAGUAAAUUUUGAUGAAAUAAUUGAUUUUUCUAUUUAAUUAGAUGAUGGAGUAUCCCCAGAUGACUCAAAAAUAUCAAUUUCGAUAUAUUUGGACGGUUAGGUCUAAAAGUUAAAACAAUUAUACCCUAGACUUCGUUUUUAAGCAAGCUAUUAUUAUCCUGAUUUUAAAGGUCCUGGUGAAAUAGGAAUAUGUAGAAUUCACUUUACUUACUCUUUAGCAAAUUACAUAGAUCCUGCAGAGUAUGAAGUUCAAUUUUGGAUUAAUUAUCCUCCUAGAAAUGGCCUUAUCAGUAUAGAUGAUAAAACUGAUAUGAAUAUAGUAGUUUCUUAAGUGUCUGAUACACAUACUCCACUUUAUUAUAAAUAUUGGUUCUUUAAUGGAUAAUCUAUUAAUAUUUAAUCUAUCAAUGGAUAAUACGAAUUAACUGACUAUAUUGAAUCUAGUACAUAUUCUGUUAAUUUACCUCCAGGUGAUAACACUAUUGUAUGUUAAGUUAAAGAUAGUUUGGGUGCUAUAUCCAUUAUUUAUUCAAAUGUUACUAUCUAAUCUACAAACUCUAAUUUCGAAACUAUACUCACUUCACUUGUCCUGGAAACUUCAAUCACUAAAAUUAUUAGUUAAUCUCUUUUAUUAAAAUAUUUAUAUGAUAGACUAUCAUUUGAUAAUAAACUUACUUAUGCUGUUAAUGUUAAUCAAACAUUAACUAAAUUAAAAGAGCUCUACCAAGAAUAAUUUUCACUCAAAACAUAAGACAAGUAUUAAAUCAUGAUGUUAAAGUCUUUAUAUUUAGUAUUUAUUAUUUCUCUAUUUUAUAUAGAUUGAAUCUACAGGAAUUUUAUUUAUUGGAGAAAAUUCUAUUGAUGCCAAAUUACAAUAUUUAAUCUCAUUUUAAACAUAAGUUAGAAAAGAUAUUAUUAAAUUCACUUCAAUAAUCUAAAUUAAUGAUUUAGCUAUGGUCUCAGGUCAAUAUAAAGGCAAUAUUACUGCUUAAGAAUAAUUUUUAGAAUUUAAAUCUCUUUAUGGAGUACUUGGCUAAUUAAUAGAUGAUAUUCAUCAUGUUUUUGAUACAUUUUUAGGAAGAAUGGCUAUUGAUAAUCCUGAUACAAUUACUAAAGCCUAAACUGCUAAUACAACUGAGGUCAAUUCAACAGAAUAUUUAAAAGAACUUUUUAUGAAUUUAACAGAUACAAAUAACAAAAAAAGAUUGUUAGUAUAAGUUGAAGAAUCAGAUCUAUAGUCCAGUAAUGAUAGUAUCAAUACUUUUAGAAAUUAAUUAAUAGAAUAAUCAAUAUUGACUCUAGAUCAUUUUGAUUUAAUUCACAUCUGUUAUACAAGAUUAAUUAGUUUAGUUCAGGUUUUGAAUCUUAUUAUUAAUUCUUAUGCAGAAACUAAUGGACAAGUUUCUAAUAGUAAUUUUAAAUAUUUCAACAUCUCUUUUACAAGAGUUACUACCAAACAUGCAUUAAAAUACUUACAUCAAGAUGAAUAUUAUGUAAGUAUGUUUGAAGAUCAAAAAUUAGAUGGAGUUGCUAUUCCUGUAUUCAGUGGAUACUGGAAUCUAAAGAAUGAUACUAUUAAUUUUGAAGUUUAAAUCGAUACCACUAAUAAAUCAGAAACUGGUAAUUAUGCAGCUAGGAGAAAUAUUUAUAUGUGGGAAAAUAGGGAUCUAUUCACUAAUUUAUCUGAAAUAGAGGUCCUAUAAAUAAAUCCAAAUUAUCUCUAUUUAAUAUCGAUUGUAACUUUUUCUGUUAAUCCUUACUAUUGGAGAAAAGAAAUUUACAAUUAUACUAAAUGGAAUUAAUAUUCUAAUCAUGUAAAAUAUAUAAGUCCUUAAUUUAUUGUUUAAAAUGGAUCAGAUUAUCAAAUUGUUUUAUAAUUUGAACAUUUCUAAUUUAAACAUUCCUUUAUCACUGAAUAUUCUGAUAACAACACAAGAUGUGCUUCAAUUGUUUCAAAUUUUACUGGUGAUAAUUGUACAAAAUUAGUAAUGUCUUCUUAACAUACUUGUAUUUGUAAAUACAUUAGUGAUAUGAUCUUGAUGGAAGAAUACAUACCUGUUGAUUUGAGAGAGAUUCAAUUUAUAACUAUUGAGAAUAUGCAUCAAACCGUAAUUGGAUAAACUAUUGGAAUAAUGUCAGGAAUUAUGAUAAUUUUUACUAUAGUAUCUGCUUUCUUAGACUUAAGAUCUUCAAAGGUUGUUGUUCCUGUAUCAUCUCCAAUGAUAAGUGAUAAUGGAAAUUAGAUUGAUGACGAUUAAAAAGUAUUUGAUAAAUCAGCUGAUUAUACUAAAAUAAAAUCUUCUACUAUCUUUCCUGAAAAAUCAAGUGUGCUAUCAAUUAGAUUUAAGAAUAAAGAUAACGAAAAAUUUGAUGGUAAAUAAUUAUUUGAUUCUUAAAUAAAAGAUGAGGAGUCAUCAUCUAAUCUUACCAUUUUUAAUAAAAAUUAUCAUAAACAAUAAAAGAUAGCAUCUGAUGAUUUUCAUAAUGCAGCUGUUUAAUAUGAACCCAUCUUUUAAACAAAUGUUGAAAUGGGUAUCAAAUAUACUUCUGCAGAUUUAUUGAUAAGUGGCAUGAUUGUAAUAUAUUUUAUUAUAUUUAUAGAAAUUGCAUGAAUUAUUAAGCAUUUUUAUAUAUUAUGAUUAAAAGUUUUCAAGACCAAGCAGAGUUUUAUAAUUGUAUAUGAAAUUAAUGGUGAUGUUUGUAUUUAGUUCCUAUACAAUUUAAUAUUUAAACCAAAUUGAACAUAUUUUAUUGAUUAUUUUUGUUGGUGAAAUAUCAGUAUUCUUUUUAGCUAUUGUAAAAGCUGAACUAAAUGGAUGGAUUUAAGAAAAAAUAAUAGGAUUUUUGAUGACCGUAGCAAUAUUAGGAGGAUGCUUGUAUUUAAUAAUUUAUUUAUUUAGCAUAUUUUAUUUCUAUAAUGUUAUUGGACUUUAAAUUGAUGUUGCUGAUAAUUGGGCAAGAUAAUUUUUAAUAUCUUACCUUUCAAAUCAUGUCUUGUUUGAUCCAAUUAUUGUUAUAUUUAAAAUAAUCCUAUAUCCUUGGACAUUAUAAUAAAUAAUUGCUUAGACUAAUGCACCAAUUGCAUAUCUAUUAAAUUUCUUUAUUAAUCAUGCUCCUAUGAGAGCUUUAUAUUAAUUAUGA
Molecule: messenger RNA, 3627 nt
Organism: Paramecium sonneborni
Lineage: Eukaryota; Ciliophora; Oligohymenophorea; Peniculida; Parameciidae
Source: the annotation of a GenBank genome assembly